Molecule: messenger RNA, 615 nt
Organism: Drosophila persimilis
Lineage: Eukaryota; Metazoa; Arthropoda; Insecta; Diptera; Drosophilidae
Gene: Sfp84E
Exons: 2
Coding region: 22-609 (195 amino acids)
Source: RefSeq, a predicted model, not a curated record
UUGAAUGCGAAAGGGCUAAAGAUGCGCUUUGGUACAGCUUUUUUCAUGGGAUUGGCCCUUUGCCUUCUGCUACUCCUGCAUACCAGUCCUUCGGAGGCAAGAAAAAGAAAUCAGAACAGGGCAGCAAAAUCUCGGUCGUCAUCCAAUCCGAUUGCAGCAAUUGAGUACUUUGAUGAGCCUGAGAGACGGCGUACUUCAAUGCGCAACGGUUUUAACCGUGCGCCCAAUAACCCGGGCGAUGCCGAUUAUGGUACCAUAUGGGAUCAAGAUAAAACUUUACUUAGGCACCAACAUUUAACUAAACGGUUGAGUGGUGGCGCGGAGCCGGGCGCUGCUUUCUUCAAUCAGUGCCGUUCCAUAUUCAAGGAGGAGAACUUUGCAGCCCAUGUCGUAGCGGGAAUACUGGAUUCGAUUACGACACGGCUUGAACAGCUCUGCGCUGACAAAGAGAUCCAUCCGCUUUUUAAAAAAAUGGUCGCUGGUAAUCUUUUUUGCCAUUCUAAUGUACUGGAGACCAUGGACAUGCUUCUCGACCUUCUGUUAGACCAGGUGGAAAAGCGUUGUGAAGAUAUACCCGGAUUCCAUGGUAUUUUUCUCUUCACCAAAUGAACAGAU